AUGCGUGGUGUAACAUUCAACACUUGGUCGGAAACUCAAUAUGCAAUGAAAUAUAAACUUAAAAUGGGAAGCGUAAAGACGUCUUUCGCAAUGCAACUUAUUCAGAUCUUCCUUUUCUUAAUACUGUCCUGGGUUUUGAAGAAAUUGAGGCCGGGAAAGUAUGGUGUGGAAUUACCGUGGAAUUUUCUUUUUCAAAACAAAUAUUGGACAAGCAGUGCUUAUAUUACGAAGAGUAAUAUUUAUAGCAAGAAAAGUAACGACCCGUCCUAUAAAAAAUAUUUUGUAGACUCUCUAGAAGAUUUAGAAGUGGCAGUAACAGUUAUUAAUGUGCAAAAGAUUUUCAAGAUUGCCCGCACCAAUAUCAUUGAUUUAGACAAAGUGUCUUUAAAUUUUUAUAAAAACGAGAUCACAGUACUUAUUGGACACAAUGGAGCAGGAAAAACAACGCUUUUGUCUAUUAUUGCAGGAAUGUUAAAGCAAUCUUCUGGCAACGUUUACGUCGAAGGUUUUGACACAGUUUUACAGCAGGCAAAUCUAAAAAGAAGGAUUGGACUGUGCCCUCAACAUAACAUCUUUAUAAAUGAUUUCACAGUACAAGAACAUUUGAUGUUCUUCUCUAUGAUCAAUGGUAAGAAUUUCGAAAAAGCAAAAAAAUCAUCUCAAAAACUAAUGAAUCAGCUGAACUUAUUUAGUAAAGCAUCAUGGAUUACAUCUAAAUUGCCUGAAGCCAUGUUGCGGCGGUUGCAAAUUGGCUGCGCGCUUUGCGGGAAUGCAAGUGUACUGCUGCUGGACGAACCUACAUCUGGGCUGGAUGUGGAAUCCCGAAGAGAAAUCUGGGAUAUACUGCUCAUCCUUCGUGGUAAACGAACCGUGAUCAUGACUACACAACUCUUAGAGGAGGCUGAUAUCUUGGGUGAUCGCAUUAUUGCUUUACACGCUGGCAAGCUGCGCUGCAAUGCCUCACCGUCACAAUUGAAGAAUGCUUUUGGCGUUGGUUACAGAGUGCCCAUCACAACAGUUCACCGGCCGGAUGUGACUAAGAUAACGGCAACGAUACGAAAAAUAGCACCCGCCGCCAUUUUGAAGGACAAAACCUUGCGAACAUUGGUUUAUUAUAUACCGCGCGAUGCAGACAUGGCGGGAAUAUUUAACACACUUGAAUAUAACAGAACGUCUUUAGACAUAGAAUCUAUGGGAUUCGGUAGCACAUCACUCGAAGAAGUGUUUAUGGAGUACGCUUUAAAUAUUUCUUUCAAUUAG
Parnassius apollo (apollo) is the source of this 1260-nucleotide messenger RNA. NCBI's taxonomy places the organism in Eukaryota, Metazoa, Arthropoda, Insecta, Lepidoptera, Papilionidae. The record is from the annotation of a GenBank genome assembly.